UUCAUCGACUGACUUUCAUCAUUGCCCAAUUUUAGUGCAUAACUUUGUAUUUGUGCAUUUAUUUCGUAUUUAUAAUUUUAUAUUGUCCAUCAAGCAAAAUAGCUUCUCCACUUAAGAGAUUUUGGUGCAAGUCCAUAAAUAUUUUGGGAGCGUGUCAUAAGCUGUUGCUAGGAGCAAUUAUGGAAACUGAACCAUUGGACCCCAUGGACAUAUUGGCCUACACCACUGAGGAGCUACAAGGGCGUUUUCGCCGAGCCAAAGAAGGCAUAGAUAAGGCUAAAGUUAUAUCUGAGUUUCUUUGUCGUUGGGACGCAGAUGAAGCACUCGCGCCAGUGAAGAAAAUGAAAAUCGAGUUUCAGGAAGAUCUCGAUUGGUUCAACGUUACACGGCCCUUACCUUUGAAGUCGCUGCGUGGCAAGCUCGUUGUACUUGAUUUCUUCACCUACUGCUGCAUCAACUGCAUGCAUAUUUUGCCAGAAUUGCAUGCGCUUGAGGAACUCUUCCCACCAGAAAGUGGCCUGGUAGUUGUGGGUGUGCAUAGCCCCAAAUUUGAAAACGAAAAAGAUGGUGCAAAUAUACUUUCCGCUGUGCAACGCUAUGGCAUUACGCAUCCAAUUGUUAAUGACGCACGCAUGACACUAUGGCGUGCCAUAGGCAUACGCUGCUGGCCAUCAUUGCUAGUGUUGAGCCCUUCGGGUGCGCCAAUGCUACUACUAAUGGGGGAAGGUCAUGGUGCUUUUCUGCAGUGUUUUACCGAGCAGGCCUUACGCCAUUACAAAGCCAAGGGCGAAAUUGAUAAUUCUUCGUUGCCACUGAAAUUGGCUACGGAUGCAAUGCCCGCUUCAAAUUUACUAUUUCCGGCCAAAAUUGCGCGUAGUGAAAACGGGCGCUUUGCAGUUGCUGAUGCGGGAAAUCAUCGUAUUUUGAUUUUCGACAGUGACGGCAAUGUACACCAACGAAUUGGUGGCUGUAGUGCUGGCUUUGUUGAUGGUGACUUUGAGACGGCACGCUUCAACUCGCCGCAAGGAUUAGAUUUUCUGGAUGACGAUGUACUCAUUGUAGCGGACACGGAGAAUCACGUUGUACGACAAAUAACCUUGAGCACGCGUCGAGUUGAAACCUUGGCUGGAACUGGUCAACAAGGUAACGAUCGUGUGGGUGGUAAGUUGGGUCCAUUGCAAGCCAUAUCAUCGCCUUGGGACAUUGCUGCGUUUAGAAUGCGCGACAUGGAUAUGUCCUUUCAUCUUGAUGAGCGUAAUGUGCCUGAGAAGGCGAUAGUUCUGGUGGCCAUGGCUGGUACACAUCAAAUUUGGGGUUACUUUCCAGAAGGAAUAAUUUGGUGGAAAUAUCGUCAGUUAGAUCCGCGUACUUGUGUUGCCAUCAUUGGCAAUGGCAUGGAGGAGAAUCGUAACAACUCUUAUCCACAAAAUGCCGCUUUUGCGCAACCCUCUGGCUUGGCCUUGGCAAAGAAUUUCCUCUUCAUUGCGGACAGUGAGAGCUCUAGCAUACGAAAAGUGUCAAUGGUGGAUGGCAAAGUGAUGCCAGUUGUAGGUGGCGACCGUAAUCCUCUGAACUUAUUCGCAUUCGGUGACGUAGACGGUAAGCAAUACAAUGCAAAGCUGCAACAUCCACUGGCAGUCGCCUACAAUAGCGUCACAGAUAAAAUUUACGUAGCCGACACUUACAAUCACAAAAUCAAAGUGAUUGACACCACCACAAGCUCCAUAGAAAGUGUGUUGAUUAAAGAUACCAACGGCGCCCAAUUGCAAUUGAAUGAACCAGCGGGUCUGUGUUUCGAUGCCAGUGGCCAAUUAUUAUACAUUUCAGACACCAACAAUCAUCGUAUACAUUUGGUAGACAUGAAAACUCUCAUUGCGAAAAAUUUUACAUUAAAUUACAGUGCAAUAGUGCCUUCAACAGCUGCUACGGAAACCGAUUCGGCAAUCAGUGGCGGUUUACAAUUGCUUAAGCGUGUGCCAUUACGUGCCUGCGUACAAUUGAAGCUGCGUGUGAAUAUUAGUUUGAGUAAUGAAUUGAAAUUCACCGAAGCCGCACCACAACGUUGGACGCUAAAGAGCGCUUCGCCGUCAUUGAAAGCGUCUGCCACUUCAGGUCAAAUAAACAAUGGUGUAUUAAAUCUCGAACUGGAACGCGCGUCUUCGAUGCUGCAGCCGGAGGAGGAAGUAAAGUUGAGCAUUGCUCUGAGUUUAUGUGAUGCUAAGAGUUGCCUUAUGAAGCGUUUUACGCUCGUACUAAGAGAUAACGCCGCUGAGGGAGCCCCAACUCCGAAGCUAAACGAUAAAGGUGUGAUCGAUGAAAACGUGAAUAUUCUUAUCACGCAAAACAAGAUAGAUUUUAGCUAAUGACGUCUGACUAUACGUCGAUGUAUGUAUAUUUGUUUGUAUGCGUUAUAUCAUAAUUUUGCAAUUUCUUUCAUAAGCGCACAGUGAGAGGAAAAUGUUAAAACACUUGUGAAGUCAACUGUUUGCCGAACUUGAGACGGCUUAGUUAUUAUUCAUAAAGGACGCACUUGAUAGAAGUAUGCUAAGUUUGAUUUUUGUUUUUUUUUU
This is a messenger RNA of Anastrepha ludens (Mexican fruit fly), 2570 nucleotides long. RefSeq names its product NHL repeat-containing protein 2. Gene Ontology annotation, molecular function: protein binding. The record is from RefSeq and is a predicted model, not a curated record. Bases 180 to 2363 code for a protein of 727 amino acids. The transcript is spliced from 3 exons. NCBI's taxonomy places the organism in Eukaryota, Metazoa, Arthropoda, Insecta, Diptera, Tephritidae.